GGCUAAACUGUAUUAUUUUUUGUUCAAGAAAUUCAUUCCCAUAAGGUAUACGAAACGGUACGUUUAGCGUUGUCUCAGCGUUUUCGUUCUUUUUUUUGGCUAAAGACUGAAGUAGCCGUAAGCCACUUCUAGACUGAAGAAAUGGCGGUUAUGUUAUCGACAACACCACCAACACCAACUAAGCUGACCCCGAAAAGUAUACCAGAAAUCCCUGAAACCAAACCCGGUUUCUUCACAGGUAACUUCGCCACUUUCCCUCUUUAUUUUCCUUCACUUUCUAACACAAACUAUAAGAAGAAACUCUCACUCAAAACUCUAGCUGUAAACAAUCAUUCAAAUUUUGAAGAAACAAUAAGUAAUCAUGCUAGUAGGAUCAAUAAACCAAGAAAAGGAAGUGCAAGGAAUCCACUGUUGAGUGAGGGAAGAGAUGAGGAUGAGAAGUAUGGACCUAUUUGCCCUGGUUGUGGAGUGUUUAUGCAGGAUAAGGACCCUAAUCUACCUGGGUAUUAUCAAAAGAGAAAAUUAAGUCUAUCAAAACAAGUGGUGUUAGAAACUGAGGAUGGUUUAGAGGAUGAUGACGUUGAGGCGCUUUAUGAUGACGAAGAGGAGGAACAGGGGUUUGUGGAUGGAGAAUUUGAUGAAAGUAGUGGGGAGGAAAGUGGGCAUGGGCAUGGGGAUGUGCUUGAUGAUUGGGAUUCUGAUGAAUGGGAAGCUAAGCUUUGGGGUGGAGAAGAGGAUAAUUUGGAUUUGGAUGGUUUUAAACCUGCAGGUGUUGGGUAUGGUAACAUUACCGAGGAGACGUUGGAGAGGUUGAAAAAGAAAAAAAUUUCGAAAGCUGAGAAGAAGAGGAUGGCUAGGGAGGCGAAGGAGGAAAAAGAUGAGGUUACUGUAUGUGCUCGGUGUCAUUCAUUGAGGAAUUAUGGGCAAGUGAAGAACCAACUGGCAGAAAACUUAAUACCAGAUUUCGAUUUUGAUAGGUUGAUUUCCUCCAGAUUGAUAAAAUCUAGUGGUAGUGCAAAUGCUAGUGUUAUUGUCAUGGUUGUUGAUUGUGUUGAUUUUGACGGCAUGUUUCCGAAACGGGCUGCCAAGUCCCUGUUCAAGGCAAUGGAAGGGAUAAAGAAUGAUGCGAAGAUAAGUAAGAAGUUUCCAAAGCUUGUUCUUGUGGCUACAAAGGUUGAUCUCCUUCCAUCACAAGUUUCACCAACUAGGUUAGAUAGAUGGGUUCGGCACCGUGCUAAGGCUGCAGGAGCACCUAAGCUGAGCGAGAUUUUCUUGAUUAGUGCGCGUAAGGAUUUAGGUGUCAGAAAUUUGUUGACAUUCAUCAAGGAAUUGGCAGGUCCUCGAGGGAAUGUGUGGGUUAUUGGGGCUCAAAAUGCAGGCAAAUCUACUCUAAUCAAUAUGUUGGCAAAGAAAGAAGGGUUGAAAGUUUCAAAGCUUACAGAAGCUCCAAUUCCUGGGACAACGCUUGGAAUUUUGAGAAUCGGGGGGAUUUUGCCAGCGAAAGCAAAGAUGUAUGACACCCCAGGACUCCUACAUCCUCAUCUAAUGGCCAUGAGAUUGAAUCGGGAUGAGCAGAAAAUGGUUGAAAUUCGAAAGGAGCUACAACCUCGAACUUAUAGGGUCAAGGCAGGCCAAGCCAUACAUGUUGGUGGCUUAAUGAGACUAGAUAUUGAUCAAGCUUCAGUACAAACAAUUUAUGUGACCGUUUGGGCAUCGCCAAAUGUUUCACUACACUUGGGAAAAAUAGAAAAUGCUGAUGAAACCUGGAAAAAUCACGUUGGCAUCAGGUUGCAGCCUCCUAUUGGCCAAGACAGAGCUUCUGAGUUGGGCAAAUGGGAAGACAGGAAAUUCAAGGUUUCUGGAACGAGUUGGGAUGUGAACAGCAUUGACAUCGCUGCAGCUGGCUUGGGUUGGUUUUCUUUGGGUCUCAAAGGUGACGCGACCUUGUCAUUUUGGACAUAUGAUGGUAUCGAAAUAACUUUAAGAGAACCUUUAGUUCUUGACAGAGCACCAUUCCUUGAGAGACCUGGAUUUUGGCUACCGAAACUUAUAUCAGAUGCUAUCGGCAACCAAAGCAAACUUGAAGCUCAAAAGAGGAAAAAGCUUGGAGAUAGUAUAGAAUCCCUUUCUGAGGUUUCUGCUUGAAACGGAAAGAAUUCAUCCCCUUCCUCUCUGCAGUAUGGUUGAGCUCGAAAUUUAGAAAGAUUGUAAAGUCCGAAUGGGAAAUAGAUUCUGCUGGUUUAUCUGAAGGGAAAUGGAUGAUACCUUAAAACAUUCCAUUCAUCCAAAUUUUGUCAGGUGGGUUUUGUUCACUUGAGGUUGUAUUGUUUCCCAAAUUGAAAGAAAUAACGAUUCUGAUGACAAUUUUAUUCAUUUCGGUGGAUGAUGAAACUGCGGGAAGGGGUUGCUAGACUCAAGUCGGAUGGAGGGGUGUAUCUUUGUCUGUUAUAAAUGUAAUAUUAUCUAACAUGUUUAUUAUGGGAAUUUUGAUCGCUUAGCCCCCACUAAAUA
Molecule: messenger RNA, 2511 nt
Organism: Pistacia vera
Lineage: Eukaryota; Viridiplantae; Streptophyta; Magnoliopsida; Sapindales; Anacardiaceae
Product: GTP-binding protein BRASSINAZOLE INSENSITIVE PALE GREEN 2, chloroplastic
Exons: 3
Coding region: 142-2145 (667 amino acids)
Biological process (GO): brassinosteroid mediated signaling pathway; chloroplast rRNA processing
Cellular component (GO): mitochondrion; chloroplast stroma
Molecular function (GO): GTP binding
Source: RefSeq, a predicted model, not a curated record